Messenger RNA from Solea senegalensis (Senegalese sole), 3828 nucleotides. RefSeq names its product choline transporter-like protein 2. NCBI's taxonomy places the organism in Eukaryota, Metazoa, Chordata, Actinopteri, Pleuronectiformes, Soleidae. The record is from RefSeq and is a predicted model, not a curated record. The transcript has 22 exons. Gene Ontology annotation, molecular function: choline transmembrane transporter activity. Gene Ontology annotation, biological process: transmembrane transport; choline transport. The coding region runs from base 233 to 2419 and encodes 728 amino acids. Gene Ontology annotation, cellular component: membrane.
GGAGAGGGGGGCGGGGAGUCUGAGGUGAGGUGAGGUGGAGCGUUGCAGGCUUGCUGAUCUCACGGCUAUUCAGGGACAGGUUGGACUGGUUUCUCCUCCACAGCACUGGUGUCAUUUGGCGGCUGUUGUCCAUAGAGAGGGAGGAAGAAGUGACGAGAUUAAAGAGGGAGCGUGGAAAGAGUGAACGGGUUCUCUGCACGUUUCAACGUUUGACUCGGAAAGACAUUUCACCAUGACAGAGGAUGGGGACUAUUAUGGAAAGCAUGGUGAGCCGAAGAAGUAUGACCCGACGUUCAAAGGCCCCAUCCACAACAGAGGCUGCACAGACAUUGUGUGCUGCAUCCUCUUCGCUAUCGCCAUUGUGGGUUAUAUCGCAGUAGGAAUACUUGCCUGGUCUCAGGGGGAUCCCAGGAAGGUGAUCUAUCCCACAGACAGCCGAGGCCAGUUCUGUGGGCAGGCUGGCACCCCACUGGAGAACAAGCGUCUGUUGUUCUACUUCAACAUCAUGAAGUGUGCCAGUCCUAUGGUGCUGCUGGAGUUCCAGUGUCCCACCACACAGAUCUGUGUGGACAAGUGCCCUACUAAGUUCAUGACGUUAGUCCAAGCUUACUCCAACAAAAAGGACUUUGAAUACUACAAGAACUUCUGCCAGGAGGGCGUGACCGACUCAAUGGGAAUACCGGACAUCCUAAAGGCACGUCUCUGUCCUGCCAUUCUGACGCCAAGCGUACCCUUCACACGCAGGUGCUUCCCAGCUUUGGGCCAGAACGGCGGGGUGAUCACUGUGGGAAACAAGUCUCAGUUUGAAGAUGAAACUGGAAGAAUUCGAGAUGCCAAGGACCUUGUGGACGGAGUCAAGAAUGCCACUGUGGUUAUGGAGGCGCGUCAGGUGGUUAUGAAAAUCUUUGAGGAUUACACACAGUCCUGGUACUGGAUUCUCAUAGGGUUAGUUAUCGCGUUGCUCCUCAGCCUGCUCUUCCUCAUUCUGCUGCGCUUCCUGGCUGGAAUCAUGGUGUGGGUCAUGAUUGCACUGCUGAUACUGGUAAUAGGAUAUGGUAUCUUCCACUGCUACAUGGAGUAUGCUGCUCUGAAGGGAGAGCCUGGCUCUAACGUGACGCUCCAGGAGAUUGGCUUCCAGACGGACUUCACAGUCUACCUGCAGAUCAGACAGACCUGGCUGGCCUUCAUGAUCAUCCUGGCCAUUGUGGAGGUCGUCAUCAUCCUCCUGCUCAUCUUCCUCAGGAAAAGGAUUCUCAUUGCCAUCGCUCUCAUCAAAGAAGCCAGCAGAACCAUUGCCCAUAUGAUGUGCUCCCUUUUCUACCCUCUGUUCACUUUCCUCCUCCUGGCCAUAGUUAUCGCCUACUGGGGAGUCACUGCAGUUUUCUUGUCCACGUCAAAUGAGCCCAUCUACAAGGUCUUCAAUGAGACGGCGUGUGAACACUCCAGAGAAGUUUGUGAGCCGGCUAACUACUCGACCAGUGACCAGCAAAGAGCGUGCCGAGACUCCCAGUGCCUCUUUGCGUUCUAUGGAGGAGAGACCGUUUACCAUAAAUACCUGAUUGCGCUGCAGUUCUACAAUGUCUUCCUCUUCUUCUGGUGUGCCAACUUUGUCAUUGGUCUGGGACAGAUGACGCUGGCCGGGGCCUUUGCCUCAUAUUACUGGGCCGUGGUUAAACCAGACGACAUGCCAGCCUUCCCAGUCUUUUCCUCCUUGGGGAGAUCACUCAGGUAUCACACUGGGAGUCUGGCGUUUGGUUCCCUUAUUCUCUCCAUAAUUCAGAUCAUCAGGGUUCUGCUGGAGUAUCUGGACCACAAACUUAAAGGAGCCCAGAACAAGUGUGCGAGGUUCAUGUUGUGCUGUUUGAAGUGCUGCUUCUGGUGUUUGGAGAAAUUCAUCAAGUUCCUAAACAGAAAUGCCUACAUUAUGGUGGCAAUUCAUGGCAAAAACUUUUGUGCCUCAGCCAAAGAUGCCUUCUUCCUCCUCAUGAGGAACAUGAUCAGGGUUGCUGUCUUGGAUAAAGUCACAGACUUCCUCUUGUUUUUGGGCAAAUUGCUCGUUGUUGGCCUCGUGGGCGUCUUUGCCUUCUUCUUCUUCUCUGGAAGAGUGAAAGCCUUUGAGGACACGGCUCCCACUCUCAACUAUUACUGGGUUCCCAUCCUGACCGUGGUGGUUGGUUCGUACCUCAUUGCAAAUGGAUUCUUCAGCGUGUACAACAUGUGUGUGGACACUCUGUUCCUCUGUUUCUGUGAAGACCUGGAGCGCAAUGACGGUUCGGCCGCGAGGCCUUAUUUCAUGUCGCCGACUCUCCGUGAGAUUCUGUGGAAGAGCAAGGCCGAGGACUCGUCUUCGUUUUCCGCUCAGCAACGGGAAGACGAGGAGUUGAAACAGCGGCAGACUAAAGAGGAGGAUGUGUCUUAGAGUAGUUUUUAGGAGAAACUGAAGAAGCUACAAGCACAUGAACACUGAAUACUCCUUUAACAACUACAGUUAAGAAGUAGAAAAUUCUCUUUUGCACUUAACCCACUUGUCUCAAAGAGGCAGAUUGUGGUGCAAUGAUAAGACGGACAAUUCCAGGUUCAGUGUUUUCGCUUCACUACACUCAAAACAAGUAGAUUCAACCUCUUUGUGUUGAGGACUGCAUGAAAGACCGUCUUUUUUAUUCACUACUUGACCCCUAAACAUUUCACUUUAACCUAAGGAAAUGUUUAAAUUUAAAUUGACCAUUCACUAAAUUCCUCUUUCAGACAGCGUUUGUGCGUUCACAGCUUAGAAACGAGCCUCCAGAUUCUAAAGAUGGAGAAUUGCCGUCAUGAAGCUAAAACUGAUUGAAGACUCACACCGUCCGUGUUUAUACAGAUCUCUCUAUAAGCCAUGCAUUCACUAUAUUUUUCUCAUCUCUUCUGUCGCCCCCUGGUGGCUAUUCAAUGUAUUAUAAAUUAUGGAUAAGGCCAAACCCGGAAGACUACAUUCACUAUUUAUAAGCUGGUAAAAUCAUCUUUUUUAACUAAUUAAGAAAUCUUGAAGCAACAGUAACUACUGGGAUUAAGUGAAAGGACAAUUAACCAAGCUUGUCUCUUGGAACCAGUGCUUUAAAAUGUACAUAGGAUUAUUACAGGCAUAAUUUGAUGCUUUGUGAAUAUGACAAUCUCCUACUGGAGGGGAUGAGAUUUUAGUGUUGGCAGCCAGGUCUGUCGUCGUCUUCUUCUUUUAAUGACGCAGUUCUUUGGAUUUCUGUAGCUGCUUUGUGUUCAAUAUUAGGAUUUUCAGACGUAAUCUGAAACGUUUCUUGUGCAAAGAAAAAGUGCAUUUGACAGCCUCUGGCCACUUGAAACUUGAAGCCGUUCAUGUGCCUGAUUUACUGUGUUAACGUUGGUCUGUUUGCAUCUGUGACUUAAAAUAAAAAAGGGUACUCGCUUGUUUACAGUCGGUGCAAACAGCACAAUAUAAUCAUCAGUGGUGCGUUUGUUAGUGUGCUGUGUCAUCGAUGCACUUUAUAUUUUCUCCCGUUUCACACAAAGCCAUUACCGAUGUGUAUCUGUGUGAAUGAAUGCUGGCGAUUUUACUUGAAGGUAGUUGUUUUAUAAUUUCAUGUCACGUUUAUAUGAUUGUGUAAGGUUCCCCACUUAAAGGAUUGAUUUUUCUACCUGAAGAAAAAACUGGAUUGUGACAUUCAAAUAUAGGCAGGAGUUAAACAUUUAAAGAAAAAAAAAAAAUAGCAGAUGUUUAGCUGAAAAAAUACUUAAUGCAAACAAAUAAUUUUUUCAAUAAUCAAAAGAUGCAUUAUACAUUAAUUUUCCUUUGUUGAAAAUAAAUGAUGAAUUAUUGAA